Molecule: messenger RNA, 1101 nt
Organism: Laetiporus sulphureus 93-53
Lineage: Eukaryota; Fungi; Basidiomycota; Agaricomycetes; Polyporales; Laetiporaceae
Product: ubiquitin-domain-containing protein
Exons: 4
Coding region: 127-978 (283 amino acids)
Biological process (GO): post-translational protein targeting to endoplasmic reticulum membrane
Molecular function (GO): protein binding
Source: RefSeq, a predicted model, not a curated record
CUCUAAGUUCACCGCCUCAAGCUACUAGCGUGUCAGCCGCGACAUCUCUGCAUUUUGACCUCCUACCACCAUCUUCACGAGCCAGGGGUUAGGGAGCACUCUCUGAACUGAUUGUGAUUUGCGACUAUGGCAGAGCAAGCCGAGCUCGCUUUCGUGAAGUCAUUCGCGAGCAACCUCUCGUCGCAACCAGUUAUAUACGCGGAUGAUUUCCAGGAACCACCAGAGAAGUCUUUGAAGAAGAUACCUGUGCUACCUGUUGAGGUGCCACCGCCUCCAGAGUCAAAGGCUCCAGUUGCUGCUCCUAUAGGUUCUCUUAGUAUCACGUUCAAAUCUAUCAAACCUGCUAAGACGUACAAUCUAACUGUGCAAUCCACCGACACGAUCUCCGACAUCAAGUCCCAGCUAGCGGCAGAGCCAGGCGCUCCUCCUGCGGACGUACAACGUCUUCUGCUCAAGGGGAAGGCCUUCGCGGACGGGAAGCUGCUGCAGGAGUACAGUGUCAAGGAUGGAGACAUCAUCAAUCUGAUUAUUAAGCCUGGCUUCGACUGGGAUCCCUCAAAGGUCCCUGCACCGUCGUCGCCAAGGAUUGCAGAAGGCAAUAUCGUCCUUCUCCCUGAGCCGGCGCAGCACAAGACACGGAUGGGCCACGGACGCAUUCCAUCUGUAGUGCUCUCGCCAUCUCCAUCCAUCUCCCCCUCACCGGGCGAGACAUUGGUCGAUAUACCCCUCAUUCUGGACACCUCUAAUUCACCUUCAUCACCUCAAUCUCCGAGGAUUAACACGUCUUACUAUGCGACGAUCUCUCAGCCGACUUUCUGGGAACAUAUACAGAAAUUCCUUGAAUCGGAGUUCCCAAAUAACAUGGAUGCGGCGACCGCAUGGGAGAACUUCUUCUGCGCGAGCAAGGGAGAGCUGAGUGCAUCUGAGAUUGCGAAGAUCCGCGACCAUGUUGGUAUGAUUGGGAUGGCAGGAACCUAAGUGCAGAUCGGGCUGUGGUAUGUUGGGACUUUGUUGCACUGGGUCGGUUCCGUGGCGAUAUCCUCAGCUUCAUUUUCUUUGGCGGCUUUUCAACUGAACGUGUAACGUCUGCUCUGGAUAUUU